GAUCGCCGCCACUUCCGGCUCGGCGUGUCCCGGUGCGGCCAGCAUGUCCCGACAUAUGCUGGGCAAGACAAAGAACCUCUCAUAGUUCCAUACCAUCAAGGAGAGGAGGACGAGCCAUCGACUCUCCUGAGACUCAGUAGACUUGGGAGUUUAGAUCACAACAGUUUGGUUUCCAGAAUGUUUUAUGAAGACACGGAGGAGAGUGAUGUAUAUGAAGAUGAACUUUACCGAGAGGAUUCAUCCUCGGAGCCAAGCAUUGACAGCGAGGUGGAAUUUCAUCUCUACAGCCAGGUCCACUAUUCCCAAAACCUUGCUGAAAUCAGCUCACUGGAGGUGUCUGAAGAAGCAGAAGAUGUUGCGGAAUUCACAGACCAGGGUCCAGGUCUAACUGUGGCACCGCUUGAAGACCAGAAUAUUGUUGAACUGCACGAUUCUGAUGGCGAGAUUUCGGACGACCCUGAGAUCAUUGUCUUGUCCGAUACACCAGAGGAAGACAGUGUUUACAAAAGCAAGGCACGAAAAUCAACAAGCCCUUUAGCUGAAGGUAGAAUGCAUACCUGUGGAUCUUCCAUAGCAAAUCGUGCCAAAGCCACCGAGCGUAAUGCUCUGCAUACUGCAGGAUCAGGCGCAGAAGUUUCAAGGCAAGGUCCUAGUGGGAAUUUUCCCUCCGCUGGUUCUGGACCUCUCACCGCCCAAGAGGUGAUGGUAAUAGAUGAUAGCUCAAAUGAUGAGGAGGAGAGCGUGCUAUCCGAAAGCGAUAAUGUUGAGAGCUGGAUGCUUUUGGGAUGCAGUGCAGAUGACAAAGACAAAGACAUAAUGUUGAACCUUGAAGGCUGUGGAACUCCCGUUGGGGAAGGAGGCACUGAUGUGGACUGGUCCAUCAGUAAUAAAGACCUAGAGGCACAGAUCUGUAACUACGCGAGCGUGAGGCGCACGAGUGUUCGCUACUACACAGCCGACAAGAACGUUACCUGCAGAAACUGUGGGAGACCAGGGCAUUUGUCCAAAAACUGUCCUGUUCCAAAGAAAACUCCCCCUUGUUGCCUGUGUGCAGAAAGAGGUCAUCUACAGAACACUUGUCCAGCUCGGUUUUGUUUGAACUGCUGUUUGCCUGGCCACUAUUUUAGGGAAUGUCUUGAGAGAUCCUACUGGAAUAAGCACUGCAAUCGCUGUGAUAUGAAGGGGCAUUAUGCUGACGCUUGCCCAGAAAUAUGGAGGCAGUAUCACCUAACAACAAACCCUGGACCAAUCAAGGCAGCCAGUUCCCACUCUGAGCACUCUGCUGCCGUGUACUGCUACAACUGCUCCCGGAAAGGACAUUUUGGAUAUGAGUGCUCAGAGAAGCGCAUGCGUGGAAGCAUGUUCCCUGCUUCUCCAUUCAUCCACUACUACGACGAUGAAUGUGACCUCAAGAGGAGAGCAAACAGGUUAAAAAGAAAGAUCGCAGAACUGCAAGAAGCUGGCCUUCUGCCAUUACAGCCAGAGACACCAUGGCAGGAAGAAAAACAUGGAGGGCACAGCUGCAAGAAAAAGCCUUGGGACGAGCACAGUAAACGUAACAGAGAUGAGCAUCGCAAGAAGAAGAAGUCGUCAUCCCAGGCAGACAAACAGAGAGCAAAAAGACACAGAAGUGAUGUUGAAAGGGGCCACGAGAUGGAGGACGACUUCCCUAGAGGGUAUCAUAAGCAGACAUCCAGGGGCAGCAAAAAACAUCACAAGUCUGUUCUCCAGGCACAUGGCAGCAAGAAGGAGUAUGGCCAGCAACUUCUGGAAGCUGCUAAAAGGAAGAAGAAAAGGAAAAAACAGAGGGAUGCUAGUCCUGAUAUCAAUGAGAAUUUAUUCCUUAUAAAACAGAGGAGGAAAAAGUCUAAACAGAAAUCCUCCUGCUGGUGAGGAGGUAGAUGGGAAGCACUGACAGUUGCUGGCCCUGAUUCUGCCUGUUCUUUGUUUUUGUCACUCCUUACACACUGAAUUUGAGUAUGUCCCUGAGUCUGGGUGGACAUGCCCAGGCCCCAGUCACACAAGAAGCAUCCUUCUCUACUUGCAAAAGAGAUGCUUUGUCUGUUGUGCGCUGUUCACUUGGCAGGGAGCAUUUAGUAUUUGUGUCUGGAAUUACUGUACUUUUUCAGCAGUCCUUGUGUAAGUUUGCUGCCUUUGCUUGUCAUGUGAGGGGCUGGGCUGGGGAAGGCCCUUGCUGCUUUGGGUAGGAUUUGUUUCUUUGCUGGUGAGAUGUAGCUCUGAUAGCAGGAUCUUGGCACGGCACUCGUGUUGACACUGAAGGGAAGCUUUUGCAUGAGCAGGAGCUGGGUCCGUGUGUGGAGAUGUGCGUGUUCCCAUCAGCUGCUCUCCAGGGCGCAUCCUGUCCCUUCGAGAAGGUGCUGUGAAGGUGUUGCGUUAAGCUUUGGGAAGUGAUGGUCUCCAGCCUUGCUCUGCAAUGUAGGUCCACCACCAUCAGUGCCACAGCUCUGGGUGCCAAGCGUGGGCAAGCUCUGACUGACCACAUUCCACCUCUUUGCUGACUGGCUAGAACAGCAGGAGAAAGCAGCUAAGAAAAUACAGCAGAGUUUACAUCUCAUGUUAGUUAUGUCACUGUUCCCCCUGGUGUGGGAGUUGUGUCUGCAGAAAUGGUAGAGCAUGAAAAGUGUGUUUGAUUCCAGACACGAUGCGCUAAAAUUUAAUAAUUAAAGUUAUUUGUAAGACAGUUAUUUUUGUACUGUAGAAUUGGACGUUUAUGUUGUUUAAAGUUUUGUAACAACAAAUGCUUGACCAAAUGAAUAAUUCAAAUAAAAAUUUACAUGGGGGAUAUCCAUAA
Molecule: messenger RNA, 2812 nt
Organism: Centrocercus urophasianus (Greater sage-grouse)
Lineage: Eukaryota; Metazoa; Chordata; Aves; Galliformes; Phasianidae
Gene: ZCCHC7
Product: zinc finger CCHC-type containing 7
Exons: 10
Coding region: 178-1893 (571 amino acids)
Molecular function (GO): nucleic acid binding; zinc ion binding
Source: RefSeq, a predicted model, not a curated record